UUUUAUCCCCACGUGGUUGAAUUCUCCACUCUCCUUCUUCUUUUUCUAUACUCCUUCCUUCUAUCUUUCUCUCAAAAUAUCCUUUCUUUUUCUUUGUUCUCUGCUUUCUCUACUAUGCUCCAACUCAAAAAUAAAAUGAAAUUUCAGAACUCUUUGUUUUUCUCGGUGAUGAUAAUAUUCUUAUUAACCGUUAUAGUUCUGGAACGCUUCACGGAUUCAAUCGCCGUGUAUAUACCUUCCGCCGCUUACGACCACGUUUUGUUCUCCGAUCGGAGAAGCUGCGAUCAGGAGAACAAGCAGUUAACGAUCUUUCCGUGCAAAAACGAGACGCGGAGGAGAACGAUGGAGACGAGCUGCGACGUGUGGAGCGAAGCGUGCUCGGAGGCGGUGUUGAGCAUAGCACGGCGGCCGGAGACGGCGGAGUGGUUGAAAAGUGUUCGGAGGAAGAUCCAUGAAAAUCCGGAGUUGGCUUUUGAGGAAAUCGAGACGAGCCGUUUGAUAAGAGAGGAGUUGGAUCUGAUGGAAGUUAGUUAUCGGUUCCCUCUCGCGAAAACCGGUAUUCGUGCUUGGAUCGGUACUGGGGGUCCGCCUUUUGUUGCAGUUAGAGCUGACAUGGAUGCACUUCCCAUCCAGGAAGGGGUGGAAUGGGAGUACAAGUCUAAAGUUGCCGGCAAAAUGCACGCUUGUGGGCACGACGCACAUGUGGCGAUGCUUAUUGGUGCUGCCAAGAUCUUGAAAACUCGAGAGCAUUUAUUAAAGGGAACCGUUAUUCUGUUAUUCCAGCCAGCAGAAGAAGCUGGUAAUGGCGCAAAGCGAAUGAUACAAGAUGGUGCUUUGGAUGAUGUGGAGGCUAUAUUUGCAGUUCAUGUAUCCCAUGAACAUCCAACUUCCAUAAUUGGUUCAAGGCCUGGACCCCUGUUGGCUGGCUGUGGAUUUUUCAGAGCCGUAAUUAGUGGAAAAAGAGCCCUUGCUGCAAAUCCUCACCACACUGUUGAUCCAGUUUUGGCUGCUUCAGCUGCAGUUAUCAGCUUACAAGGCAUUGUCUCCCGCGAAUCAAACCCAUUAGAUUCACAGGUUGUGUCUGUAACUUCGUUUAAUGGAGGCAAUAGUUAUGACAUGAUACCGGAUGCAGUGGUCAUCGGCGGGACCUUCAGAGCGUUUUCUAACACCAGUUUUUACCAGCUGCUAGACAGAAUACAGCAGGUGAUUGUGGAACAAGCUAGUGUCUACAGGUGUUUUGCAGAAGUUGACUUCUUUGAAAAGGAGUACACUAUUUAUCCUCCCACGGUUAAUGAUGACCAAAUGUAUGAACAUGUGAAGAAGGUGUCCAUCGAUUUGCUGGGCAAAAAGAAUUUCAGGGUAGUCCCACCUAUGAUGGGUGCUGAAGAUUUCUCUUUUUACUCUCAGGUGGUUCCUUCAGCUUUCUUCUAUAUAGGGAUAAGGAAUGAAACACUAGGGUCUACUCACACGGGACACUCUCCACAUUUCAUGAUUGAUGAAGAUGCUCUACCAAUAGGAGCUGCUGUUCACGCCGCCAUUGCAGAAAGGUACCUCAAUGAACAUGGUUGAUGUUGGAAACCAUUUGCAUUCCACUUUGUACAAAACCGGUACACUAGUUUAUCCGUCCUCCUCAAGUUCUCUGUUUAUUUGUUGCUUGAGGCCAAGGAACGGAAAAACAAAACAGGUUAUUAUUUCCUUCUGUAGAAGGUAGGCUCAAAAUAGGAAACAGAAGAAGGGAAGGGGAGGGGGUCACGAUAUUUGUAAAAAAUCUGUUUAGGCAGACGUCCAUCAGUAUAAAAUAUUAAAUAAUAACUUAAUUUGAGGAAAUCAUGGUGUAGGAUUGACUUUUCCUUGAUGGUAUAGUAUGCUACUGCUAUACUGGAAAAAAUGUAAUGCCAGCGGACCAAGGAAAACAGAAAAUGAUCCAAUUCAGUCUUACUAAGCCCUCGUGAGAUCUGUUAUUACAAAAUCAAGUUGCUGUUCUACAAUAUUGACUAUGUAUCCAACUCACGAAACCUUGCACUAAUGAUAUCCUCCACUGCAUAUGAUUAUGAUUUA
Messenger RNA from Cicer arietinum (chickpea), 2058 nucleotides. RefSeq names its product IAA-amino acid hydrolase ILR1-like 6. The record is from RefSeq and is a predicted model, not a curated record. Gene Ontology annotation, biological process: auxin metabolic process; jasmonic acid metabolic process. Lineage: Eukaryota; Viridiplantae; Streptophyta; Magnoliopsida; Fabales; Fabaceae. Gene Ontology annotation, molecular function: hydrolase activity.